Ahaetulla prasina is the source of this 2803-nucleotide messenger RNA. RefSeq names its product MARVEL domain containing 1 (gene MARVELD1). Gene Ontology annotation, biological process: myelination. The transcript has a single exon. The record is from RefSeq and is a predicted model, not a curated record. NCBI's taxonomy places the organism in Eukaryota, Metazoa, Chordata, Lepidosauria, Squamata, Colubridae. Gene Ontology annotation, cellular component: membrane. The coding region runs from base 122 to 649 and encodes 175 amino acids. Gene Ontology annotation, molecular function: structural constituent of myelin sheath.
UGCUAAACUGCAGAUGUUUGGCAGCUGCAGACAGAGGAAGUGCCUAAGAGGGGAGUGAGAUUUGCUGGGCUGAAGAAGGCAGUAGAGGAGACAAGAGCUCCGGAGGACCUCGUCAUAUAACAUGCCUCUUCCACCACCCCCUUCCUCACCUCCACCCCCGUGUCCAGCAUCUCGAGAAUCUCUGAGCCUGAAUAGGCCCUUCCUACGAAGCCUGUUAGGAGGGCUGCGUAUAGCACAGCUGCUGUUAGGUGCUGUCUGCUGGAUAACUUUAGCAGCUCACAAAUAUGAAGGAGCAACUUACUUUGCAGUCUUUGCAGCAGUCUUGGUGUGGCUUCUUACCUUGGUUCUUUUUGGACUCAGUUUAUUGGGCCGAUGGACUCUGAUUCCUGUGGUGGGGACCCGCUGGCUCCUAACAAACAUUCUUCAUGACCUGUUGCUUGGAGUUAUUUUCUUCACGGCUGCUGCAGCCAUCAUAGGCUACAAGGCGCGGAGCAUCAGCUAUUGUACCCUGCGAGGUUAUAGCCAGCCCUGCAGUUACACUGCCUAUUUAGUUGCUGCUAUUUUUGCUGGUAAAACUGCCUUCCUGUACUUGCUCUCCGGACUCUACUGCUUGGUACGGCGUUUCCAGGGGCACCAUGAUAUCAUCUGAGAGAUGCAAGAAAUUCAAGAAGUACAGACCUUAUUCAAAUAGAUGGAUAAAUCUAGCAUACAAUUAGCCUAUAGGUACCUUGCUCCAGAUGCUGUCACCCUCCUGAGGAAAACCUGAUGCAUACCCUAUUUUUUCUGACAGUUAUGAAUGCUCUUACCUCCAGAUGACUGAUCUUUUCAUCCACAGAUGGACGCAUGCUGUCAUGAACCAGAAGCUAAAAAUGAUGCAUCUUAGGAGGAACUCCUGGAAAUCAGAUUGUGGAUUUAUUUCUCUCUCUUUCCCUUGUCUUCUUUUAUUUUGGCAGGAGGAUUUCUAUGGGUCUGGGAAGUUUUCACCUGAUCUGUACUUCCAAUAUACCUGAUUGCUAUAGGAAGGAUUUGGUAUUAUCACCUUCUGGUAUAUAAUAUUGGUUUUAUUAUUCAUGCUAACCUGUUUUGGAUCUUAGAAAUGAAAUGUUCAGAUUUUAUACCAUAUGGGCUUCUUGAGAGUUUUUUGUUUGUUUGUUUGCUUGUUUGACGCAGGAAUAUUCUGUUUUAAACAGAAAUUUAUACAUAAUUAUUUUCUGUAAAUUUUAAAACUUUUGAAUAUACCCCGAUAGUAUUUGUAGCAUUAUUGUGUUUUUCAGAAAACAGAGGGAUAAAGGCUUCUGCCAUCUGAAACAGCACUCUCUAAUUGAAAGAGCCGAUUUUAAUUCUAGAUGUACGCUAAUUAAAUUAAGAAAAAUAGUAUAUGUUGAAUAGGCUCAGAGAUUAUUUUUCGGUAUGGGUACAGUAUUGUUUAAUAUAUCCCAGUACUAAGCUCUGUCUCCAUGAAUGAAUUCCAAUCUUAAGGGUUUCAAUUCACAAAAGAAUUGCUCAAAUAAAACCUUCUGUCAUCUUGCCCAUAUAUGUUACUGUAUUAUUUCACUUUGAUGAAAUCUCAGUCCAUAUCCUGCAUUAAAGUAGCCUUCUCUAAAAUUGUUUCCGUCAGACGUUUGGGAUUCUAUUUACCAUCUGAAGAGAAUUAUAGAAAUAUUUGUGUCCAAUGUUCUUGAGAGCAGAUUUGGGAGACCUUGAGUUGAUGAUUUGGGAGGCCUUUUACAACAAACCAAUCAUUAUCAAUAGGUAAUGUUCAACAGUGAUGGGACAAAGAAUAGUGAGCGGAGGCUUCACCUAGAAAUGGAAAGGAUUUACUGAUAAUUAGCUAAAGUUACAUUUGGAAUUAGGGUGAAUUAUAAAUUUUCUCUAGUUAAUACCUUCUACAGUAGGCCUUAAGUUUAUGCAGGAUAUUUUUCAAAGACAGGAAAUAAAUCUUUCCAAGUUUACUCCCUGAAACCUCUGUUUUAUACAGACUUUCUAAAAAUACUGAGAAUUUGGAACUUAACGAAAAAGGUAUCUAACUAUGUAGCAAGGGAUAGAGCUAUUUUCCAGGUUAUAAGUGUGGUGUAGCUCCUGUGAUGAUAGGGCACUAUAACUUCUGUUGUUAUAAUCUGGAAGCAUUUACAAUUUAUUUUGUAUAAAACAUUAUACUCAGUUCAACUUGAGGCAAGUGAAAGUAGAAUUUUAUAGUGCCUGAGAAAGUCUGAAUAUAAAUGUAGAAACCAGCCAUAGUAGUUCAGUACUUCAGAAUUUGGUCAAAAGGAAGAGGGUGAGAAAUCAUAGUAACAAGAACUUUUAAACAGCAACUUACAUAAUUUAGAAAGCUCCUGAUAGUAUUGAGAUCCAGCAUGGAUUAAUUCAGAAUUUCAUGGAGAAAUGGUGGUGCUGGACAACUACAUCAUCUCUUUUAUCAUGCUCAAUAAAACAUACCCAAGUGUACAUAUUGGAACAUGAAGGAAUCAGAAUAAAGCUGGAAGGUACCUUCGAGGUCUUCUAGUACAGGUACACCUUAUUUGUUUCUAGAUGUUCACAGAUCUGUUUUUUAAUUAUUUUUUAAAGUAUCUUCCCAGGUAUUGGUGUUGGCUGAUUGGUCUGUAGUUUCCUGGGUCUGUUUUUUCCCCCUUUUUUAAGAUGGCUACCACAUCAGCUCUUUUCCAAUCCUCUGGUAAUUCCCUGGUGUGCUAAGAUUUUUUUUACAGAUGUGAUACAAUGGUUCUGAGAUAACAUCUGCCAGUUCCUUCAGAACUCUGGAAUGUAAUCCAUCAUGUCCUGGUGAUUUAUAUUCAUCAAGGUCAGA